AUGGCAGGAGAGGUAGUAGUAGAUGCUUUGCCAUAUAUUGAUCAAGGGUACGAUGAACCAGGAGUACGAGAAGCGGCUUUCGCAAUGGUAGAAGAAGAAUGUAGAAGAUACCGCCCAACAAAGAAUUACUUGGAGCAUCUACCUCCCUUAAAUAUAUCAUCCUUUGAAACACCGAUAAUGCACAAUGAAUUUGAAAGGUUACAAAAUCGUUUGCCAAUGGAAACACUUUCGAUGAAACGUUACGAAUUACCUCCACCACCAAGUGGUAAAUUAAACGAAGUAGGAGCUUGGAAUGAAUGUGUAGAUAACUCUCAAGCACAAUUAGAACACCAGGCUGUUCGAAUAUUAAACUUACAACUCAUGUUAGAAUAUUGUUGUCCGGCUUGGCAAAGGUACCUACAAACUUUAACUGACUUGGAAAAAAUAUCAUCUAAAAAAUUGGCGGAAUUGCGGCAGCAACUCCAGGAAGUUAAUUGGCAAAGGAAAUCUUUACAAACGAAAGGAGGUGAUCAACUGAAAGCUCUAGAGACCAAGUGGGUAACAUUGGUAUCACAUAAUUAUGAAAUAGAACAAGCUUGCUGUAUGGCUGAAGAUUACAUUUCUCAAGUCAAACAAAAUCCUAGUAUUCUGAAGUACAAACAACAUCAAGAAGCUGGUGCUUAA
Messenger RNA from Psylliodes chrysocephalus, 663 nucleotides. The record is from the annotation of a GenBank genome assembly. Lineage: Eukaryota; Metazoa; Arthropoda; Insecta; Coleoptera; Chrysomelidae.